UAUUAAGUCAUUUUAGUUAAGACUUCAGCAUGUAUAAAUUCGAUCAGGAGUAAAGCAUAUCUUGAUUAGGCAGCUGCUUAAUUAGCCACCUCCAAGAAGAGAUUAAACAAAAAUCCUUUUUAAACUAUUUUUUGUACCCAAAAUUUACAAAUUAUCCUUUAUGGCGUACCAAUGCCUCAAUGUUUGCACACUGCUUGUCCUAGUCAGUUUAUUAUUAGUGCUUAAUUCUCCUCAUGUGAGAGGAAGAAGCCUUGAAACUUUGACCAGAGAUGGUUCAUCUCCUGUGGAGGGAACAGCCAAAAGCAUCAAGGGUAACAAUGGAGAAAUGGUGGAUUGUGUUGAUAUAUACAAGCAGCCAGCUUUAGGCCAUCCACUCUUAAAGGAUCACAUAAUACAGAUGGACCCGAGUGCAUCUCCUAGUAAAACGAAUGGAAGCAACUCUGCAGGGCAGGACUUCAUACAGCCAUGGAAUAGAAAUGGUAUGUGCUCUGAAGGGACUGUUCCUAUCCAAAGAAGGCAGCUUCAAGACACACAUAGGUCAUUCAGAGGUCCGCACCAUGAGUAUGCCGGUGUGGUAGCAUUGCCAUCAACAGAGCCAAGGUUAUAUGGAGGAGGCGGCCAACUGAGUGUCUGGAAUCCUGCUGUAUCCAGAUUAGAGGACCACAGUGCAUCUGCUUUGACUGUGGUGCUGAGUGAAGGAUCUACGUAUAUAGCCGCAGGAUGGAUUGUACACCCUGAAUUAUACGGUGACUUCCAAACAAGAUUUUUCGUCUACUGGACAAGUGAUGAUUCCGUAAAUACUGGUUGCUUUGACCUUCAUUGUGAGGGUUUCGUGCAAGUGAACAAUAGAGUUGCUCUUGGCGCCCCUAUGGAAUCAGUUUCGACAAUAGGCGCGAAGAGCUUCCUUUCCCUCAGAAUACUUAUUUUCCUGGAUAAAGAGACCGGAAAUUGGUGGCUUAGUUUUAGGGGCGAACAAAUAGGGUACUGGCCUGCCGCCCUGUUCAGCGGCAUACCAGAAGGAGCAGCGAGAGUAUCAUGGGGAGGACAAAUCUUUGACUCUAUAGGGAAUGGGCAACACACGGAAACGGACAUGGGUAACGGAUUAUUCCCCGAUGUGGGAACGAACAAAGCUAGUGUUGUUUGUGCCCUGGAAUACGUGGAUAGUUCACUCACACGCCACACUCCAUCCCGAUCAACACUAAGGCUAGACGUGACUAAUCCUUUGUGUUAUGAUGUACAGCUCCUCCCUAGUUUAGACCCCAAAAGUGGCCUUUGUUUCUUAUUUGGUGGCUCUGGCCGAAAUCCAACAUGUCCUUAAUUACUAUCUCAUGCAUCAUGCGUAUAAUUUGUGUUACAUGAUUAAUGUAGUUUUCGUCAUGGACGACUGACUGAGUGUGUUUGUACAGAAUAUGUGUCCUGUGUAAAUGAGCAAAGGUUGUGCAAA
Spinacia oleracea (spinach) is the source of this 1444-nucleotide messenger RNA. RefSeq lists its product as uncharacterized. The transcript has 7 exons. Lineage: Eukaryota; Viridiplantae; Streptophyta; Magnoliopsida; Caryophyllales; Amaranthaceae. The record is from RefSeq and is a predicted model, not a curated record. The coding region runs from base 161 to 1318 and encodes 385 amino acids.